Trichoderma aggressivum f. europaeum is the source of this 1503-nucleotide messenger RNA. RefSeq lists its product as uncharacterized. The transcript has a single exon. NCBI's taxonomy places the organism in Eukaryota, Fungi, Ascomycota, Sordariomycetes, Hypocreales, Hypocreaceae. The record is from RefSeq and is a predicted model, not a curated record. Gene Ontology annotation, molecular function: catalytic activity. Bases 1 to 1503 code for a protein of 500 amino acids.
AUGUCACAGCCGUUGGAAUUCCCAUCUUCCUUUGUCACACCGUGGAGAGACUUGCUCCUCUCCCACCAACAUGAGCGCUCCAAAGACUCUCCCAACUAUCACGAUCCGGACGCCAUUGACUCUCUCCUGACAACCAGCACACCGAAACUGCUCUACGUCGGCACGGGACAUUCCAUAUUCACUCGCGCAAUUCUGCCUGCCAUUGCAUCCGCCAAGCAUUCAGUCCAUUUCGUCACAUGUUACUGGGCCGCCUCUCCAUCUCUCGACGGCAUCCGCCAGACUCUCCUCCAGCUAGCCGAGGCGCGCUCAAGCCCGGCAGAGACACUGCCUACGCUGCAUAUAAGCAUUGGCUUCUCAUCUUGGGGACUGUUCCAGAAACUGUUUCACACGUCUGCGCCAGAGGGAUGCGUCUAUCCGCCGUCGAAAUGGGCCAAGCUGGGUUUGCCGGACGAGGAGACGCUGAGAAAAGGGGGUAUUGAGAUGACGGUCAAGAGCCUCUUCUUUACACCGCUGAGCGUGAUGCAUCCCAAAUAUGUCGUAGUGGACGAAGCCAAAGCGUGGGUUCCGAGCUGCAACGUGAGCUGGGAGCGAUGGUUUGAGGGAUGCGUCGAGCUGGAGGGCGAAGUUGUGGACAGGCUGCUCACUUUCCACGCUCGCGUCUGGGGGGCCAGAGUGGACAAGGCGAGGUCAGCAAACAACGAGAAUAUCGAACUGGCAAGGAGACAGAGGAUUGUGACGAACGGGGCCCGGGACGGAGAUGUCGACGACGGUGUUGACGACUACGUCGAGACUUCAAGUUCUUCGCCUCUCAAUGAAGAGGAUGAUGACCGUUCGGCUACGCAGUGCAUUCACUUCACGGCUGUUGCGCCAACGCCGGCCAUCUUACUCCCAUCGCCGCAUCAUCGAAAUCCCCGAUUCAGAUUCUUUCCCUUUCCCUUCUUUUCCCAGUCCAACCCGCCCAUGACGCCUCUCAACGCUGCACUGCUUACUCUGUUUGCGAAUGCUCGCCACGACAUUCAUCUCGUCACGCCCAAUCUCACAUCGUGGCCAGUGAUGGAUGCUCUGCUAGAAGCAAUCUCUCGCGGGGUCAACGUACAUGUACGUACGGGCCGCAAUAUGAUGGUCAUCGAGCAGCUCGUCACUGCUGGAACUACAACAUCAUGGUGCGUCCGGCGGUUUGUCAAAAAGUACAAAGCUCUGUGUAAGCGAUCUCAGCGGAAUGACUUGGAAGCCCAAUCAGUAGCCCCGGGGCAGCUGGAGAUACUCUACUAUAAGCGGCUCAGUGACCGCGCGAAUCUCGAGGACGAGCCCGUCUUUAGCCAUUUCAAGAUGACCAUGGUGGACGGCGAGUACUUGGUGCUGGGCUCGGGCAACAUGGACAGAGCCAGCUGGUGGACGAGCCAGGAGAUUGGCGUGCUAUUUUACAUGCCGGGAUUCAGAGAGAGGAGAGUGUGGGAGAGUGUGCUUGAGAGGAGAGCAGAGGUGGUGUUUCGCAGUAGCUGA